Molecule: messenger RNA, 912 nt
Organism: Cyanidioschyzon merolae strain 10D
Lineage: Eukaryota; Rhodophyta; Bangiophyceae; Cyanidiales; Cyanidiaceae
Exons: 1
Coding region: 1-912 (303 amino acids)
Source: RefSeq, a predicted model, not a curated record
AUGGGUAAACGCGUCGCUGACGCCGUUCAUGGCUCAUUUACCCCGUUCAAUCUUCUGUGCCUUUGCAUUCUGGCUUUCGCGGGUUGCUUCACGCCUGCUAUUGCGGUAACGACGUUUCCCGGAGCCGGCCAAGUCGUUCAGGCUGGCGAGAGGCGGCUCGCUCAGCUCGCGCUGAAGGCAACCGACUCGAUGCACCCGUGCUGGACGCGCCUCUAUGAGCAGUUUGCAUACGAUACGGAGACGGAGAUCGGAUGCCGUGGUGGUGUCGAACGCCCAGCUAUGCUGAUGCUAACCUGCCACCUUUCGAGCUCAGGGCGCCUGUCGAACGCGUCGCAACCGCUCCAGCAACUCUAUACAGAUUUCAUCAAGUUGACGCGCUACCUCAACACGACGCAAUCAUCACUGCAGGCAACAAAUGAAGCGAACCGCGUCAGUCGCGCUUCCCCGCUAUCAUCGGAGCGCUUCGAGUUUGACGUGUCGGGUAUUGCGGCAGAGCUGAGCCCUCAUGAGUUCCAGCUGUACUCGCUGUUCUUCGCCCACUGCGCCUCGAUCUGUUACUUCCUGCUGGCAUAUAGACAUACCGCUCAGGUGAAAGAGGCCGUUCAACAGAUGCAGGCGGACGCAACGGCUGCAAUGCAUGCCAUGCAGGUGGCUCUCGAGAGGCAGCCGCCCGGUCACCCGGUACGCGAAGUUUUUCUCGGCUCGCCGCUUCUUUUCGUGGUGACGAUCGGAUGGUUACUGCACAUUCGUUUCGGUCGCUGGAUGCUAUUAGUUCUCAUUGCUAUUUAUGCUGCAGGUGGAUGGGUCGCGAUUGCCGGUAUGCCGGUACCGCUCGUGUUCAUCCGAUUGCUGUUUUGGCUGCGCCGUCGCUUCGACGAGCCGCUCGCGUUAGCACAUUACGCUGGAAGUUGA